AUGAUUCUUUCGGUAAAGAUGAAGAAAGUUUCUAUUAAGAAUUAUUAUGACAUUCGUCUUCGCGCUCGAUAUGAAAUUAACUUACCGCUUUUUGUUCUUUUAAUUCCUGCACAUCUGACCAUGGCUGAUCAAGUGAAUGAAUUUAAAUUGAAAAAUCCUCCAACAGAUGGCAUUUCAGCUGUUAAGUUUGGUCCUAAUUCUAACCAGUUUCUUCUUGUAUCCUCAUGGGAUACAACUGUACGACUUUAUGAUGUGCUCAGUAACACUAUGAGAAUGAUGUACAAUCAUUCCAGUCCUGUACUCGAUUGUUGUUUUCAUGAUUCUGUACAUGCUUAUAGCGGUGGAAUUGAUGACACAUUGAAAAUGUAUGAUUUUAAUGCUAGUGCAGAGACUACUGUUGGCAAACAUGAUGCUCCAAUACGUUGUGUAGAAUAUUGCCCAAGUGUGAAUGUUGUUAUCACUGGUAGUUGGGAUCAAAGUGUAAAGCUGUGGGAUCCUCGUUCCCCCUGCAGUCCUGGAGGCCUGGCUCAACCAGAUAAAGUUUAUACUCUAGCAGUGUGUGGGGAUCGUCUUGUAGUUGGGACAGCAGGGAGAAGAGUGCUUGUUUGGGAUUUGCGUAACAUUGGUUAUGUCCAACAAAGAAGAGAAUCCAGCCUUAAGUUUCAGACUCGCUGCAUCAGGUGCUUCCCAAAUAAACAAGGAUAUGUUCUUAGUUCCAUCGAAGGUCGUGUUGCUGUUGAAUAUCUUGAUCCAAGCCCAGAAGUUCAGAAACGAAAAUAUGCCUUCAAAUGUCACAGAAUUAAGGAGAAUGGUGUUGAGAAAAUAUUCCCCGUGAAUUCUAUUGCAUUCCACAACACACACAAUACAUUUGCUACAGGUGGUUCUGAUGGAUUUGUUAACAUUUGGGAUGGAUUCAACAAAAAGAGGCUUUGUCAAUUUCACAAGUAUCCUACCAGUAUUUCUUCUCUGGCUUUCAGUCAUGAUGGCAGUACUUUGGCUAUUGCAUCUUCAUACAUGUACGAGUUUGAUGAAAUGAAAGAGGUUCCAGAAGAUGCUGUUUUUAUCCGAAAUGUUACUGACCAAGAAACCAAACCCAAAUCAUAA
This is a messenger RNA of Acanthosepion pharaonis, 1104 nucleotides long. Lineage: Eukaryota; Metazoa; Mollusca; Cephalopoda; Sepiida; Sepiidae. The record is from the annotation of a GenBank genome assembly.